AUGCGCGCAGCACAAAAGCUCUACAUCCACCCCGAACUCUCAGACUCGGAGGUCUGGGCGACAGACGCCUACAACCGCUCGGGCAAGACCCGCCUCGCCGCCGUCGUCGCCGUCUUCUGGACGUCCGUGCUUUCGACGGUUGCGGUCUGCCAGUUCAUGGGAUACCUCGACGUGCGUGCGUUACAGACCAACCCGUGGUUCAGCGCUAUUCUAUAG
Molecule: messenger RNA, 216 nt
Organism: Psilocybe cubensis
Lineage: Eukaryota; Fungi; Basidiomycota; Agaricomycetes; Agaricales; Agrocybaceae
Exons: 2
Coding region: 1-216 (71 amino acids)
Source: RefSeq, a predicted model, not a curated record